AUGUCGGCGCCGCUGUCCCCUCGAGGAGAGAAUCCGCCGCAUCUGCGACUCAACUCUGGCUCGCAUGACAUAAUAACAGACGACAACUCGCCGCCGCAAUUGCGACCGAACACAGCACGAACGAACUCGAUACGGUCACUCACCACACCUCUUCGACCUGGCACUGCACCGAGCCCCGGCCUUCGAUCAGCGACCAAUGUACCGAACAUCUAUUCCAAUGUCGGUCUUGCAGAGUCCGGCGACCUUUUACUUCCACCGCGGAAAUCCAAGAUGAAGCCCUUCAGAGAUGAAUCGCCGCUGCGCUCGCCCUCUGUCAUGUCCUCGCGGCGCACGAGUUGGGAGUCUGACAUGUCGUCGAGAGGGCCAUUUGCCUCACCUUUCGAUGACUCACGGGCUCCAUCGAGAGCAGGCAGCGAAGAAGACCUCAACACACAGACAGUGUCCGAGAAGUUCAACAUCCACCCGUCUUCUGGGUUGCUGCUGUUUCCGGAAGAUGUUGAGGCUGACGACGCACUACACAAUCCUGAGCCUGGCGAGAAGGAUAAGCGGGAUUGCGACAUCUUCACAAGAAGAGGAAUAAUCAACUUGGGCGGCCUUGGAAUCAUGAUGCUUGGACUGCUGUUCUUGUUCAUUGGUUACCCUAUCCUUACCUUCGUCGAUAAGUUGACCGAGAAGGAAGUCGGGCCCUGCACAAACAACCCGCUAUGCAUCAAGGGCAAGGAGCACGAGCCGCUUCUGACAAACCUGCGAAAGGGCCUGAUCGACCCUGACACACCUCAGUCUGCGAUGACUCGCAAAUCGGCGGAUGGCUCUACGCAGAAGCUGGUUUUCUCUGAUGAAUUCAACACCGACGGGCGUACCUUCUACGACGGAGAUGAUCCAUAUUUCCAGGCUGUGGACAUCUGGUACGGUGCCACACAAGAUCUGGAGUGGUACGAUCCCGAUGCGGCUUAUACUGAGAAUGGUACUCUGAAUUUCAAGUUCGAUCUGUUCAAGAACCACGGCCUCAAUUACCGAUCCGGCAUGGUCCAGUCAUGGAACAAGCUAUGCUACAAGGGAGGUCAUUUAGAGGCCAGUAUUUCAUUACCCGGCAAAGGUGACGUCAGCGGUUUCUGGCCUGGUUUCUGGACCAUGGGCAACCUGGCUCGGCCUGGAUACCUCGGUUCAACCGAAGGCCUGUGGCCGUACAGUUACCACGACGAGUGCGACGUUGGUAUUACUCCCAAUCAGAGCUCAUAUGAUGGUCUGAGCUACCUUCCCGGCAUGAGGCUCCCUGCCUGCACAUGCAAGGGCGAAGACCAUCCUACCCCUGGCAAGUCUCGCAGCGCUCCCGAAAUCGAUGCUCUUGAAGGCUCAGUUCACUUCUUGGGACCUGGAGAGAGCAAUGCUGUGGGUGUGGUCUCUCAAUCCUUCCAAGCUGCACCUUUUGACACUUGGUACAUGCCUGACUACGCAGAACAAUUGGAGGUCUACGACAACACGAUCACUAUGAUGAACGCCUACAAGGGUGGACCUUACCAGCAGGCUAUCUCCGGUCUGACGAACUUGAACACCGACUGGUAUGAUGGCAAGCAGUACCAAAAGUACGCAUUCGAAUAUAAGCGAGGAAACGACGGAUUCAUCACCUGGUACGUGGGUGACGACAAGACCUGGACAAUGAAGGCCGCAGCCACUCGCCCCACCGGCAACAUCGGUACUAGAACCAUUCCAGAGGAGCCCAUGUCCAUCAUCGCCAACUUUGGCAUGUCCAAUAGUUUCGCAGCCAUCGACUUCAACCAGAUCGCAGCCAUGUUGCCCGCAGUCAUGCGCAUCGACUAUAUCCGCAUCUAUCAAGAAGAGGGUGAGGAGAGCGUAACCUGCGAUCCCGAAGGUUAUGAGACCACCUCGUACAUCAAGGCCCAUCCGGAUGCGUAUGCAAACCCGAACUUCACAGACUGGGCGUCGGCCGGCUACCCCUGGCCGCAGAACUCGUUCAUGCACGACUGCACAUAA
Messenger RNA from Didymella exigua CBS 183.55, 1992 nucleotides. RefSeq names its product glycoside hydrolase family 16 protein. Gene Ontology annotation, biological process: fungal-type cell wall organization; (1->6)-beta-D-glucan biosynthetic process. The record is from RefSeq and is a predicted model, not a curated record. Bases 1 to 1992 code for a protein of 663 amino acids. NCBI's taxonomy places the organism in Eukaryota, Fungi, Ascomycota, Dothideomycetes, Pleosporales, Didymellaceae. The transcript is spliced from 4 exons. Gene Ontology annotation, molecular function: glucosidase activity. Gene Ontology annotation, cellular component: plasma membrane; endoplasmic reticulum membrane.